This is a messenger RNA of Engraulis encrasicolus (European anchovy), 2803 nucleotides long. Its product is annotated as hyccin 2. The coding region runs from base 427 to 2142 and encodes 571 amino acids. Lineage: Eukaryota; Metazoa; Chordata; Actinopteri; Clupeiformes; Engraulidae. Gene Ontology annotation, cellular component: plasma membrane. The record is from RefSeq and is a predicted model, not a curated record. The transcript is spliced from 12 exons. Gene Ontology annotation, biological process: phosphatidylinositol phosphate biosynthetic process; protein localization to plasma membrane.
UCAACAGUAAAAAGGAGAUCGGUGGAAUGACUUUACGUGGGCCCUGGGAGAGCAUACGUGUUUGCACAAACGAGCGAAUUAUUAUUUUGAGGAAUGCUGUACCUGGCUGCUGCCAUCGCCGUGGUAUGGGUAGUGUCGCUUAGAGCUUUCCGAAUUGCUGCUCAAAUUGUCGCUUCGUUCAAGGACUACAGCAAUAGCCGCAGGGAUAGCUCGCUCCCACCGCCAGAGCCUCACUAGCCUUCCUGCAGCAUUGGGAGGUCACACGCAUGGGUUCCCGGACGUGGCUGAGCCGCGCUGCCCGUGGCUGAGCUGAGCUGAGUGAGGCGUGCAGGACAGGAGUGCCGCGGCCAUGGAGAAGAAGCAGCCCUUUCUAGCCCAAUUACACCAGUAGGAGCGGAGGGCGGUGAGCAGAGGGAGGGGAGGAACAUGCUCGGACCAGAGCGCUUUGUGGUGGAGGAGUGGCUCUCUGAAUUCAAGGCAUUACCUGAUGUCAACAUCCCUCGCUAUGCGGGCAGCCUCCAUCUGAAGAGGGCCCUGGUCCCAGCUCUCUACAGGGUGAUCCAGGCCCAUCCCAGCAGUGAGCUGUUGGCGCCGGUGUGCCACCAGCUGUUUGAGCUGUACCGCACGGCCGAGGAGCGUCUCCGCCGCUUCACGCUGCAGUUCCUGCCCGAGCUCAUCAGCGUGUACCUCUGCCACAUCACCAGCAGGGAGCGCUACAACACCGGCUGCGUCGAGGCGCUGCUCCUGGGCAUCUACAACCUGGAGAUAGUGGAUAAAGAGGGCAAUAGCAAGAUCCUGUCGUUUACCAUCCCCUCCCUGUCCAAGCCUUCUAUCUACCAUGAGCCAUCCAGCCUGGGGUCCAUGGCCCUCACGGAGGGAGCGUUGUGCCAGCAUGACCUGCUCAAGGUGGUCUACAGUGGCCUGCACCCCCAGAGGGAGACCUUCACAUCGCACAACAGGUUUGAGGUGCUGUGCUUCCUGAUGCUCUGCUACAACUCUGCUGUGGUCUUCAUGCCGGCCUCAUCCCACCAGUCAGCUUGCAGGAUGAGCUCCAGGUUGUGUGUGUGUGGUUACCCGCGGCAACAGAUGAAGCCAUGGAGGGAGCCGUGCCACCGUGUGCGGCUGGACCCAGAGUUCCUGGUGCAGAUGUUGACCGCUGUCUACCACGCCAUUUACAAUGGCGAGUGGGAGCUGGGGAAUGAGGCCUUGGGAGACAUCAUGUAUCGAGCUCAGCUGGACCUGUACGCCAAGCCACUACUGCUGGCUAACUCCAUGAGGCGCUCCUUGCCUCCGCAUCCUCCGCACGGAGCCCGGAAGCUCCUCCCGGUGGAGGUGACCCCGACGGGGAGGCGCGUCUCCCAGACCGCCGUGACGGCCGCCUCCAUUCGCCGGCUGCGGUGGAAGAGAGAGGGUACGGAUGCGGAUGGUGUAAGUGGCGGGGAGGACUCGUUCGACCCGGACGAGGGUUUUUCCUCGGGGGCGUCGAGCAGCAGCCAGCCCAGUGUGAAGAAGGACACUGGGGGUGCCACUCCUCGCCCCUCAGCCCGGGAACAACGCGAACGCGAGCGAGAGCGCGGCGAGCGAGAGCGCGAAGGCCCCGCGGGGAGGCUGCGCGACUUGGCGGCGGACACCAGGGCAGCUUUGCGGCGCUUCCACCACCGCCACCAGUCCCCUCCCCCUCCUGCUGCUCCUCUUCCCCUCACCACCCCCACCCCGACACCGACACCACCCCCGUCGUCGACCACACCCGCACUGUUGGUCGACACCCUCCACCCGCCCCGCAGCCCCAGCCCCCCCAAGCGCUACCUGGACCCCCGCUACGCUGCGCCCCCGUCCCCUCUCUCUUUUGGGGGGGCGCCGCUCAUCCGGACUGCCAGCACUUCCUCCAGCAAGUCCCUGGACUGCGGAGGCUUCAACGGGUCCACGGGCCCCAGCGCGUCCCUGGGCAGCCUGAGCGGCGCCGACCGCCCCCACUGCCUCUCGGCCAUCAGCCUCCAGGAGGAGCGGCUGGGGGGGCGCGUCGGGGCGCGAAGCCAGGACCGGCUCUCCGCGGCCAGCCCUUUCUCUUCGCCAAGCUCCCUCUCCAAGGAGUCCCGCUCCAGAUCCUCCAGCUUCAACAUGCAGAUCAUAUCGCAGGUGUAGCCGAGCCAAGGAGGAGGAGGACAUUCUGGGGACUACUCUACUUGUGGUUGUUGUUGUUUGUUGGAUUGUUUGUUUGUGCGUGCGCGUCUGCUGUGUUUGUGUGCGCGUGUAUGUGCGCGCGCGUGUGUUUGUUGCUGGUGUGCGUGUGUCUGUGUGCAUGUGCGCUCGCGGGUGCGUGUGUGGCGCUCUGUUGUUGCGUGUAUGAACAGGUGCAUGUGUAACAGCAUGCGUCUCUGUGACCUUUUUGCUUGUGGUCGUGUGUGUGUGUGUGUGGGCGGGCGUGUUUGUAGGUGAGUGCGCGUGAGUGCUUUUUGUGCGCAAGUACAUUUGUAUGAGUGUGAGUAUAUAUGUUCCUUGUGCAUGUUUGCAUCAGCAUGUUUAUUGCCGUUUGUCACGUACAGGUCUCUGCUACAGGCUAAACACAAUUAUGCAUCAGCUGUGGAGUUAUGGGGAAAAAAUAUAUUUUUUUCUUGCUCAAUGUCACCCUCUUGUGGACCUUUGUGGAUGUGCACCUGGAAUGAAUUGAUCUUUUUUGUGCCAUAAUGGUGUUCGGCGUUAUUACACUCACUGUCAAUGCUCCUGUCAGUAGAGGAAGAGCGACAAUCACGUCAGUGGAGUGGUGGGGUUUGGAAAAGGGAAAGGUUGUUGCUGUACAUUUUUU